Molecule: messenger RNA, 939 nt
Organism: Trichomonas vaginalis G3
Lineage: Eukaryota; Parabasalia; Trichomonadida; Trichomonadidae
Product: endosomal sorting complex assembly domain family
Exons: 1
Coding region: 1-939 (312 amino acids)
Biological process (GO): endosome transport via multivesicular body sorting pathway
Cellular component (GO): ESCRT I complex
Source: RefSeq, a predicted model, not a curated record
AUGUAUCCAGGUCAAUAUAAUCCGGGAAAUCCAAUGGGUGGAGCAAUUCCUGGUGGUCGUCCAGGAGGUUCAUAUGGAUUCCAACCAACUCAAGGUUAUCCAAUGCCGCAACAAGGCUAUCCAGGCUCGCAAGUUCCAUCUCCAUACAGCUCAGGACCAUAUCCAGCUCCAUAUGGCCAGCCAGCUCCUCAACCAGGAUAUGGAGGCUAUCCAUCACCAUAUCAAGGCCCUGGCGCUGCUCCAUAUAAUUCUGGACCUUAUCCAACAACACAACCACCACAGCCUUUCGGAAGUUCUCCUGUUGUUCCACCACGUUCUGGAAGUGCACCAACAUUUGGUUAUCCAACAGUUGAAAAAAUCCAAUUUACAAUUCCAAAGAAAAACCUUCAAACCUACGCAAAUCUUUAUUCAAUCAUUGCAGCAGCAGAAGCUCUCGGCCAACAGAAAAUGGAUGGAUCAAUUACUGAUUCUGAUUAUGCUGAGCAAAUGAAGAUCUUAAAGAACAACUACGACUUCUCAACUAAAGCUUUGAAGAUGAACAAGGACCAGGUUGAAGCUUUUUGCGAAACAGUUAACCUUGGCUGUUCAUUUGCUUUAGUUGGCCUUUAUGAAGACUUUGACACUACUCAGUCAUCAAGAGGCGGUGUUACACACAGAGAAAACAUGGAACUUGGCUCUUGCAAGGUCGAAAUUCAAGAUCAUUUCGUUGUUAAGUCAAAUGUUCAAGUUUACUUGCCAAUCUGGGACAAGAUUACACGUAUUUAUAAGAAGACAUCAUUCCUUCAGUUAAAUAGCGAUAUGCGCCAAAGAUUUGAAACAUGUGAUCAAAUUUUGAGAACUGCCAAUCCUCAGAUGCCUCUUCCUGACGACAAAGUGUUCGAAUUCAAGUCUAACUACUUAAUUUUCGAUGAAGCGUUUGUCAAUUCACUUGAUAUUUAA